AUGAUAUGCUACGAACUUGACGCCAAAGGGAAAGGCGAACGAAAAGUGGACGAUAUCGGUGACGACAAUGACGACUUUCAGCAACCUAAACAGAAGAGGAACAAACAGCGUGUACUGCUACUAUCCUUUCGGGGCAUCACCCACCGCAGCGGCGGCAUGAGACAUCUCAUGAAUGAUCUGGAGGCUCUGCUACCUCAUGCAAAGAAAGUGAUACAAAUUGUUGAUUCCAAUCCUGAAUUCGUUGCACCUGCCAGUGCUUCCGUCCGCUCAAUGAUCAGGCAUGCCACAGGAGGCAAAUACCCGGCAACGGAAGGUCGCCCAGGAGGAGACCUUGAAGAGAAAGGAGCUUCUGCUAUGCUUGGAGGACCGUUGUCACUUGGGAUACGACUUUGCUAUCACUUCGACCUCGACGAACGGGGGGUCUAUCUCAACUUGGAAGAGCAGGAUGUCGAGGGGCACACGAUCAAUUGCGUGAACAUCACUUUCCGCUCGCAUAGGGCGACUCAGAUACAGAUAUCAUGGACCGGAUGGCGCGCCUCCAACACUUCCACAACUAGCGAAUCGCUUUUCGCCCAUAUCUGGCAUCGAGAAAGCGGCGCCCUUGAAGUUAGUUAGGCCUUGAGAUAGAGAAGACUUGAAUUGAAUGGGUGGAAGGCUGUGGAAGGUCAACUCGAGGUACUGGACCAAAAGAACGUACGCUACGACAAAUACCGUAUUCUUGAACAUUGUCGAAAUGAAUUAAAUGAAUUUGCUGAAGACUCUAGAGUAGACAAUGACAAAUAUUGAAGGCCAACAACUUGUAAAUCUGUAUAGACGAAAGCAAUGAAACAUAAAACUACACACCAAUAUGAAUGAAAACAAUCCGUUGCUCGAGUGGCACCUUCUUCUUCACGACAUGC
Suillus paluster is the source of this 899-nucleotide messenger RNA. RefSeq lists its product as uncharacterized. The transcript has 5 exons. The coding region runs from base 1 to 615 and encodes 204 amino acids. The record is from RefSeq and is a predicted model, not a curated record. NCBI's taxonomy places the organism in Eukaryota, Fungi, Basidiomycota, Agaricomycetes, Boletales, Suillaceae.